AUGGCUGAUACUGUACGUGGAAUCUGGCAAUCAAUUGUUCAAACCAAGAGAACUUACUUGAACCCACACGAACAAUUCGGAAGAGCCAAUAUUUGCCGUGCUGCUCUUGCCAGCUACGUUGGAAUCUAUUUCUUGUUUAAAUGGAACCAAAAUAGAAAGGUAAGACAUCCCUAUUCUUCAGUGAUUCACAAAUUUGUUUCUUUUCCAGGCCGAAAUCGCACGCGCUGAAAGAAAAGCUCUUAAAGGCGCUGCUCAUUAA
Molecule: messenger RNA, 259 nt
Organism: Caenorhabditis angaria
Lineage: Eukaryota; Metazoa; Nematoda; Chromadorea; Rhabditida; Rhabditidae
Source: the annotation of a GenBank genome assembly